Molecule: messenger RNA, 429 nt
Organism: Trichomonas vaginalis G3
Lineage: Eukaryota; Parabasalia; Trichomonadida; Trichomonadidae
Product: actin binding
Exons: 1
Coding region: 1-429 (142 amino acids)
Biological process (GO): regulation of actin filament polymerization
Cellular component (GO): actin filament; cortical actin cytoskeleton; plasma membrane
Molecular function (GO): actin filament binding
Source: RefSeq, a predicted model, not a curated record
AUGGCCGACUGCUCUGACCCAGCAAUUCGUGAAGCUUACGAGGAAGUCCGCAAGGACAACGUCGACACAAACUGGCUCCUCUGCACAUACGCUGAGGGCUCAGACAAGGUCUUCGCUCUUGUCGGCAAGGGCACAGGUGGCCUCGACGAGCUCAAGGAGCACCUCAACGAAAAAUUCCGUGGCUUCGGCUACCUUCGCUGCACAACAGGUGAUGAACUUUCUGUUCGCUCCAAGUUCGUUUUCAUUACAUACUGUGGUGAGAAGGUUCGCCUUAUCCACCGCACAAAGCUUACAGUCCACAAGGCUGAUAUCCUCCGCGUCAUCCAGCAGGUUUCCAUCUCUGUUGAUGCUUCCACACCAGAUGAACUCAACAUGGAGGACAUUAACGCUCGCCUCUUCAAGGCUGGUGGUGCUCACUACAACCAGUAA